Messenger RNA from Pecten maximus, 1638 nucleotides. RefSeq names its product M-phase inducer phosphatase-like. Lineage: Eukaryota; Metazoa; Mollusca; Bivalvia; Pectinida; Pectinidae. Bases 100 to 1077 code for a protein of 325 amino acids. The transcript is spliced from 9 exons. Gene Ontology annotation, cellular component: nucleus; cytoplasm. The record is from RefSeq and is a predicted model, not a curated record. Gene Ontology annotation, biological process: positive regulation of G2/MI transition of meiotic cell cycle; protein dephosphorylation; positive regulation of G2/M transition of mitotic cell cycle. Gene Ontology annotation, molecular function: protein tyrosine phosphatase activity.
CGUACAUCAUUACUACCUACAUCUACUAACCCUGAAUGAAAUCCAGAUUCUUCUACAGUCUUCAACUUCACUAAACCCUAUUUACCAGUUUAAAUCGUGAUGGCAUCAACUUUGACCUUGACCCCGUGUCGUAGUCUUGACUUUGAUGACGAGGUCAAAUUCCUAAUGACCCCGGAAGUGAAGAAGGACCUCCGUCAGUUGUUCGAUGAUGAAGAUUCCGGACUUGGAAUGGAUGAUAUUGGGAUCCCAUCAACAGAUUACAAGGUGUCCACACGUUUGGAUUUCAGUAACGUGUUCGCCUCCCCGGUACGGCAUAUUGAUGGUAACUAUACCGGGUUAAAGCGUUCCCUCUUCUCAGGCAAGCGUCACCGUGAUGAGGAUGAUUGCGUUACUCCAUCGUCUAAGAUACAGCGGAGGAGCGGUGGAAUGAAGAGGACGAUGUCUUAUGAGGACAGUCCGAUGUUGAUACCACGUGACAUGAAGGCUGCUGUAGACCGUUUGGUGGAGGAGGAUUUGAUAGGGGACGGGACCGACACGUUUUGUCUGCCGACCAUCAGGGGCAAACACCAGGACCUCAAGUCCAUCUCAGCUGAUACGAUGGCCGAUAUACUGACCGGAAGUUAUGAUGACGUCAUCGAUACUUACAGAAUCAUCGACUGUCGAUACCCGUACGAGUACGAUGGGGGUCACAUCAAGGACGCAGAGAAUAAAUAUACACGUGACCAGGUCCAACAGUUGCUUCACGACACGCAGGCGUGUGACGUCACCGGGAAAAGAAACAUUCUCAUCUUCCACUGUGAAUUCUCAUCAGAGAGGGGACCCAAGAUGAUGCGUUUCCUGAGGGCCCAAGACCGUACUCAGAACGAGGCUAACUACCCGUCCCUGACCUUCCCCGAGGUGUACCUACUUGAUGGCGGUUACAAAGCGUUCUAUCACAAAGACAAGACUCUGUGUCAACCAAUGGAAUACAAGCCGAUGCUACAUCCUGGUCACUGCGAUGAUUUACGUCACUUCCGGUCAAGAUCCAAGUCCUGGGCUGCAGGAGACAAGAAAAGAACGAUAUCACGACGUCCCUGAACUACACAACUACAAAAGGGAGGGACGCAUGUCAGAGCUUCAUGUCAGAGCUUCAUGUCAGAUCUUCAUGUCAGAGCUUCAUGUCAGAUCUUCAUUUCAGAGCUUCAUGUCAGAGCUUCAUGUCAGAUCUUCAUGUCAGAGCUUCAUGUCGGAGGUUCAUGUCAGAGCUUCAUGUCAGAUCUUCAUGUCGGAGCUUCAUGUCGGAGGUUCAUGUCAGAGCUUCAUGUCAGAUCUUCAUGUCAGAGCUUCAUGUCGGAGCUCUUUGUCAGAGCUCUAUGUCAGAGCUUCAUGCCGGAGCUUCAUGUCGGAGCCAGAAACAAUUCUCUAUUGUUCGCAUUUCUUCCGGAAAUGGUUGUUGAUGUUAAAGAUUCUGAAGGGAGGCAUGUGUUUACUUGAAGGACAAAUCAAUACCUACAAACUGACCACCCCCGUCGUUUUCAUCAUGUAGUGCUAUGUUUCCUUUCCUUGUUUUGAGACAUGAUCGACAGUUCAGGACGAGGACCUGUACAUGUACAUUGUGUCGACUGUAGUUUAUCUUUGUCUAGUGCUAUAUUGACUGAA